GAUAUAAAAGCACCACUAUCGGUUCGAAAUCCAACAGACUAAAGUGUGAAGGCCUAGCAGUCAAUACCCAAUCAGUGAUUUUUCAAAAAUACUUUCCCCAACGUUUAUAAACAAAUGUGUCAAUGAAGACACCGGACACCAAAGCCAAGCUGCUGAAUAAUAUAAGUCUAUCUAAACAUCUUUCUUCCAAGAAGGGCGGCUCUCGCACUAGUAACUGCGGCAAUUGUCUGGAAUUCUCCGUGCUCACGCGUCUCUCCAGUGUGCCCUGAAUCCCCCACAUCCAUCUAAGCUCCCCUAAGCUCCUGUUGAAACUCG
Messenger RNA from Drosophila biarmipes, 315 nucleotides. RefSeq lists its product as uncharacterized. The coding region runs from base 123 to 269 and encodes 48 amino acids. NCBI's taxonomy places the organism in Eukaryota, Metazoa, Arthropoda, Insecta, Diptera, Drosophilidae. The transcript is spliced from 2 exons. The record is from RefSeq and is a predicted model, not a curated record.